This is a messenger RNA of Pelobates cultripes (western spadefoot toad), 462 nucleotides long. Lineage: Eukaryota; Metazoa; Chordata; Amphibia; Anura; Pelobatidae. The record is from the annotation of a GenBank genome assembly.
AUGAGCCCACAGCACUCAGUGAGGCUUCUGAACAGAGACUCAGGGGGUCGGAGAAGUCUGCGUCCUCCAUACCCUACAAAGCAACCCACCAAGAGAGCCCUUACCUGUCCCAUCAACGAGUCAAGCAAAUGGCAAACAGAGACGGAGACACAGCCGAGCCGUCGACAGCCGCGGCACUGGUGGGUCGGAACACCGCAAAGAGACAACCCCCACCAGGAACUUACGACUAUGCCGCCAAGCAAGGUACUCUCACAGCGGGCCCGACCACAUACCCACCGUACACAUGACCUGCAGCGCAGCAGACCCAGAGAGGGGUUCCACGUGGCACCCGGCAACAAGCCUAUCUUCCUGAUGCCCAGACUUGGCGGUCUUGGUCCAACACGACUUUGGCCCACAGGAAACCUGCAAAUGGACUUUGCCCGGAUCCCUACCCUGGUGGACAAGCCUACCCUGCCAUACUGA